Molecule: messenger RNA, 1056 nt
Organism: Frankliniella occidentalis (western flower thrips)
Lineage: Eukaryota; Metazoa; Arthropoda; Insecta; Thysanoptera; Thripidae
Exons: 4
Coding region: 1-1056 (351 amino acids)
Source: RefSeq, a predicted model, not a curated record
AUGAGGACGAUCCCGCGUGCGCUGGGGGGCGGGCGCGGGCCGCGGGCCACGACGAGCCGCCAGGAGGAGCUCGCCGCCGCCGAGGGCCAGGCCGUGGUGGACAAGCACCUGUUGUCCCAGGCGCUGGUCGACGUCCGCCGCGCGCUGCUCGACAACGGCCCCGGCCUGUGGAACUUGGUGUUCCGACACAUGCAGCGGACCCGGUUCACGCUGAUGGGCAGCGUGCUGAUGACCCUGGCGUGCCUGUGGGAGCUGCUGCAGUCACCGCGCGCCGUGGCGUGGCGCGUGCCGCUGCGCCUGCUCGUGGGCGCCUUCUCCAGCUGCACGGCGCACGCCGUGUGGGUGCUCCGCGGCCACGUCGCCCGCGAGGCCCUCGACAAGGCGGUGGUCCUGGUACGCGUCCUGGAGCAGCGUGGAGGCCCCACCAAGGAGCGGCUGCAGGCGGUCGGGUCACGCGUCCGGAGGACCAUGCUAUCCUUCUGGUGGUACAUUUCCUGUUCGGGAGUCUCAGUGUUCGCCACAUUCUUGGUGGACGGCAAGGGACUCGACGUGAAAACCUACCUCUACUCGUACCUGUCUGUGAGCUGCAUCUUGGGAUUCUACACGCUGAUAUUGCUGCAGCAGGUGCUGUUCACCGCUGCUGCCGAGCUGCUCUUCGAGUUGCCGCUGCCGCUCGAGGCGGAGGGUGGGCUCGGCCCCGUGGCCCGCGUGGCGCUGCUGAUGAGUCGCGCGCAGGACCUGUGCCGCGUCGUGGACCGGGUCUGGCGCCCGCUCGUGCCGUUCCUGUUGCUCACGGUGCUGCUCAUGCCCAUGUUGAGCACGGCCGAGAUGGUGAUUUUCCGCGGUCAGACGGACAUGCUCGCCAUCGGGAGCCUGCCGGCGAUGGUCUUCGUCUUCGUCCCCCUGUGCUUUUCAGGCCAACGCGUCAAGGUUAGGCACGGGUCCGGGGUCCGGGGGCGGGGUGGGUCGCACCACACCGGCCACCGAGUGUUGUGUAAACUUGCUCAUGCUCUUGAUCGUGCCCAUGCUGAAGGCAAGCCGCCGGCGCUGGGCUAA